AUGGCCUCGUACGGGCACCGCCAGACGGCGCCUCAGGCAGGGCACAGACACGGCUCCCCUGCCAUGGCGGCCCCGGGCGUCGCCGCUCCGCCGGGCACCUUUUCGCCGGGCACCAAGAUCCAGGUGGGCAGCCACCUGGUCGUCAUCCAGAAAUACCUGUCCGAGGGCGGCUUCGCCCACGUCUACCUCGUCAAGAUGCCCAAGCCCGUCGACGGCACCGACCUCGGCGUCCUCAAGCGCGUCGCCGUCCCCGACAAGGAAGCGCUGCGGAGCAUGCGCACCGAGGUCGAGACGAUGAAGCGCCUCAAGGGCCACCGGCCCAUUGUCACCUACAUCGACUCCCACGCCUCCGAGAUGCGCGGCGGCGGCUACGAAGUCUUCUUGCUCAUGGAGUACUGCAAUGGUGGCGGCCUCAUCGACUUUAUGAACACGCGCCUGCAGCACCGUCUGACGGAGCCCGAGAUCCUCAACAUCUUUGUCGACAUUGCAGAGGGCGUCGCCUGCAUGCACUACCUCAAGCCCGCCCUCCUGCACAGGGACCUCAAGGUCGAAAACGUCCUCAUCACCUCGCGCGGCUCCGCAAAACGCUUCAAGCUCUGCGACUUUGGCUCUGCCGCAGCCCCGCGGCCCGCGCCCACUACCGUCGUCGAGUGCCGCCUGAUGGACGAGGACGUGCAGAGACACACGACGCUGCAGUACCGAAGCCCAGAGAUGAUUGACGUCUACAGAAAACAGCCGCUCAACGAAAAAUCCGACAUUUGGGCCCUUGGUGUCCUGCUUUAUAAGCUUUGCUACUACACGACUCCCUUUGAAGACCAGGGCCAACUUGCCAUCCUCAACGCCAGCUACCGCUAUCCGAGCCAUCCCGUCUUCUCGAACCGUAUAAAGAAGCUCAUCGCCUCUAUGCUGAAAGAGAGCAUAGAGGCUAGGCCGAAUAUAUACCAGGUGUUGAAGGAAGCUUGCGCAAUGCAGGGCAGAGAAGUGCCUGUAAAAGACAUCUACGCAGGGAGGUCGCAUACCGAAUCCCGCCCCAACGACAAGGCGUCCGCAGAACGAAAAGCAAAGCCAGUCGUUGGCGCCGUCGUCUCUGCCCCCGUCGAAGAGAAGCCACGCAUCCCUGACGUUGUGCCCAUGCGGAGAGGCAGACCGUCCCCUCUGCCGGGGCCGACAAAGGCGUCAGAGGUACCCGGCUCGCCCGCCAAGCCAAUCGCAGAAGGGGACCCCUUUGCGGCAUUGGACUCCAAGAACGGCGUCAGCGUCGAUGGCGAUGAAUUAUCCUCGCGCUUCCCCACUCUCGAUCAGUUCUCCUUGCUCCACGACCAGGGAGCCAAGUUCGAUUUCGACUCGGCCAUUGCGUCUCCCCCGCCAGAAGCUCCGGCCGUGAAUCCGAUUCCGAGGGUAGCGGCGAAGCUGGCUGAUGCAGCUUUUGCGUCGCCCGAAACGAGUUCCGCAGACCCGAUAUUGUCGCCGGGAAAACGCGCUGUCCCAUCUGCAGGGCCUGAACCAGCAGUCGCGCCGAGUCUGGCCAUGCCUACGUCCGCGGCCUCGUCCGCCCAGCCCAAGACGGAGGGGGGCAAGGCACAAUCCAUCAUCAGCCGCAACCCAGAUCUCAAGGUAAUCUCAUCUCAGGCCAACUUGAAAUAUGUGUCCACCGGCACGAUGACGGCGGAGAUUACCCCUGAGCCGCUUGCAACAAGGGCCGUCCAGGGCACCGGACAGAGUCGCCCCGGAGGCGGCAAACAUCCCUCUCUCCAACCCCGCUCGGGUUACGGGAGACGGCCGUCAUUAUCGUCCCGACCGUCGCUCGAGGACAACCGGGCCAUUGCAUCGGCAGACGCUAUAGAGCGCACCGGAUCGCUGCCUAGUCGGCCGCGGCCCGCGAGCACGGCCUUUGAAUCAAGCACUUUGGAGUUUCUGCGCGAGAAAGAGUCCUCCACGGCACAUGGCCGACCUGCUCGUCCGCUGUCUCGAGGCUCGCAGCCUAGGUCGUCGUCGAGCCUGAAUGCCACGGCGCGUGAUGACAGCAUACAAAUAUCGAACGUUGUCGACCGCUUGAUCGACAUGGACGACUCCGACUCGGAUACGUCGCCGAGGCUGAACGUCGCCAAAAGAUCUGUCGUAUCCCAGGCUUCUGGGUCAAGAAACAAGCUUGCGGGCAAGUUUGGAGACGCCUUUAAACGAUUUGAGGGCACCGCCGCGCCGGAAAUUCCGGCCACCGCAGCCACUCCUCCACCUCUGAAGGGCGUGGCUCACCACGAGCUUACCCCGAUCGCAGGGUCGGAGGCAACGGAUGGCCGAAGCGACGACGGGUUGACGGAUCUGAAUAGCGACAACGCGACGCCGGAAAUGAGACGGGAGAUUGAGCGACGUCAGCUUCAGGAGGAGGAGGAGCGUGUAGCCGCAGCGCAGGCGGAGUACAGGAAACGGUUAACCAGCGAAGGCGCAAGUCAACGACCCGUCCCGGGACCGAAGAAAGUGGGCAUCGUGCCCAAGUCGGCGAAUAUCCAGAGCCGGGUCCGGAGCUUGCUGGAGGAAGAGCAACGGCCGUCGCAGGUCCAGAGAACUGCAGAGGGAUACGGGAAGUACUCGGAUGCUGCAACGGCGGCCAGCAAGCCGGAAAAUGAUAAGGCGCUGCCCUCGAUACCGCGGAAGCCGCCUGCCGCGCCCAGAUCAAGAGCUGAACCGACGGCGUCCCCAGCGGAGAGGCCCACGGGCAGCAGGCCGGCGGCGCCGAAGAAGCCCGUCCACCUCAACAGCCUGCCGACCGGGGCGCGCCCGCCGUCGCCGGCCAAGCGGAGCCAGCCCACGGAGACGGAGCGGCUGAUUGCGGCGGAGCUCCCGGGCCAGCCGCUGCUGGAAAUGUCGGCGCAGGAGAAGGAUGACUACAUCAAGGACUUUACCAAGCGGUUCCCCAGCCUUAGCUCAAUGGAGCUUGAGGCUGCCAUGAGCCGCGGGGGCGGAGCGGUCGGGCAGUGA
Messenger RNA from Hirsutella rhossiliensis, 2976 nucleotides. RefSeq names its product kinase. Gene Ontology annotation, molecular function: protein serine/threonine kinase activity; ATP binding. Lineage: Eukaryota; Fungi; Ascomycota; Sordariomycetes; Hypocreales; Ophiocordycipitaceae. Gene Ontology annotation, cellular component: cytoplasm. Gene Ontology annotation, biological process: protein autophosphorylation; actin filament organization; actin cortical patch assembly. The transcript has 4 exons. The record is from RefSeq and is a predicted model, not a curated record. The coding region runs from base 1 to 2976 and encodes 991 amino acids.